Daldinia childiae is the source of this 1089-nucleotide messenger RNA. Its product is annotated as Deoxycytidylate deaminase. NCBI's taxonomy places the organism in Eukaryota, Fungi, Ascomycota, Sordariomycetes, Xylariales, Hypoxylaceae. Gene Ontology annotation, molecular function: zinc ion binding; hydrolase activity. The coding region runs from base 1 to 1089 and encodes 362 amino acids. The record is from RefSeq and is a predicted model, not a curated record. The transcript has 3 exons.
AUGCUGAUAGGAAUUUGUGGCGCGAAAUGUGCCGGUAAGAGCACCGUAGCUCAGUACCUGAUAGAGCAUCACGGCUUCAAGAAGCUACACUUAAAAUUGUCAGCACCUAAGAGUGAGACUCACUCGGACACAUUCGAUUCCGAUUCCGAUUUAGAUUUGAUCAUCUCCGAUGCCUCUAAGAAAGGUCUUCCUCUAUCUCGGAAGCUAUUCCCGUCCUAUACCUUCUCUACAACUACGGCCCUUCUGGAUUUCGUAACAAAGCACUGGCGCUCGCGCUGGGUCACAACAGACGUUCAUGAUGAGGCCGUCCUCGAGACCUUGAGUCGACGACCAUUCUUCAUUCUAAUCAGCGUCGACGCGCCUCUGACUGUACGGUGGCAGCGUUACCAGCGACGAAGUAGUGAGAAACAGGAGACAGAAAACCAAGACCCCAUCAGUCUAGAAGAGUUUGUAUCCCAAUCUGAUCAGCAUCUCUAUGAUGUCUCAUACGGUGUUCUUCCGCUCAUGUCACGGGCCGCGAUCCGGUUGCUGAACACCUCUUCGGACCUUGCACACCUGUAUGCCACGCUGGGUAAGCUGGAUUUGACGAAUCCUGACCGUCUGCGCCCUAGUUGGGAUAGCUACUUCAUGGCUUUAGCGUCACUCGCAGCGCAGAGGUGUAAUUGCAUGAAACGCGCCGUAGGGUGCGUAUUAGUAGAUUCCAAGCAUCACGUCAUCAGCACGGGCUACAACGGGACCCCACGGCACCUAUUAAAUUGCGGCGAAGGCGGCUGUCCGCGGUGUAACUCGGGAGAGAGCAGCGGAGCGGCAUUAUCUACCUGUCUUUGCCUUCAUGCGGAGGAAAAUGCCUUAUUAGAAGCCGGUCGUGAGAGGAUCCGCGACGGAAGCAUUCUGUACUGCAACACAUGUCCAUGCUUGACGUGUAGUAUCAAAAUUGUACAGGUUGGUAUCACCGAGGUAGUAUAUAGUCAAGGAUACAGCAUGGAUACGGAAACGGCGGAAAUCUUUCGGAACGCUGGAGUAAAGUUAAGACAAUUUUCUCCGCCGGCUAACGGACUAAUACAUCUAGAGAAGAUGGAGCUCUACUGA